AUGGUACAGGAAGGAAGAAAAUUGGAUGAUGAGCCUCCCCAAGUUCCAGGUAUCACUGAGCCCGUUCUACGCAAGAUCUCUGAGAGGCUUGGCUCUGAAUGGCGGAAGCUGGCUACACAACUCGGUUUAAGCGCUGCAGAGAUCGAGCGCAUCGUGAUGGAUGACCCAGGCCAGACAGAGAACCAGAUCUUCAACAUGCUGGUCAAAUGGAGGCGCCAACAAUCCACUAGCACGGAUCAGAGGGACGUGUUAUGCACAGCUCUGAUGGAGAUCGGCAAACGGGACAUUGUUGAAGACCUGAUAGAAAUCACCGGACUCCAGGGGCCAUAUACCUUUGCCUACUUGCGACAACAAAUAAUCGACAACUACAAGCAAACUGCAAUGACUAUUCCUGCACACCCUACACUGCAGUCACGUCAAGUGGGUAUUGAGGAAUUCUUUAUUCCUUUACAACUCAAAAAGAACAUUCCAGGCAAAACAAAAUCAGAGAGGUCGGUGACAUUACCAGAAGGAAAAUUAUUCUUGGAUGAAGCACUGUAUGACAUUCUCAAUUCCUUGGAUGAUUUGUUCAAUCAGGAAAAAGUUAAGGAAAUCAAGAUUCUUCUUAUUGGUGGGGCUGGGAUGGGUAAAUCAACCCUGUUAGUGAAGGUUGCAAACUCCUCCAUCACCCUUAGUUCAAAACCCCUUCUUGGUAGAUUCGAUCUUGUGCUUUGGAUAAAGCUGAGGCAAAUGCAGCAAUCUAGUUGUGUCUUGGAUGCCAUAUUUGACCAAAUUCUAGCUCAAAACACCAAACUGACGAAGCCCAUAGUGAAAGGGUUAAUUGAUGAUCAUGAAUCAGGCAUUGCUUUGCUGUUGGACGGAGUAGAUGAAAUUCCAUCUCAUGUUUUGCAAUCUAAGGAGGGCGUGUACAGGGUUCAGGAUAUCUUACACAACAGAGUCCUUACUAAAAGUUUUGUGCUGGUCACCACCCGACCACACAUGAAACAGUACAUACUUAGGGGUCACCCAAAGUAUGCCCUGCUGGAGACAACUGGCUUCAAUCCACAAAACAGAGAUCAGUACAUCAGAUUAAACCUUCCUGAUGAUGCUGACAAGGGAAAGGCAUUGGUUUCAUAUCUGAAAACCAGUCAACAUCUAUGGGAACUGUCCAAAGUUCCAAUCAUUUCCCAGAUGAUAUGCCUUGUUUGGAAGAAUCAAAAGUCAUUGCCUGAGAGAAUUACUGAGCUGUUUGCAAAGUUUACGGAGGUUCUUUUCAUUCGCCGCAAUGAAGAAAUGGGUGAUCAGCACAUGAUGACCAUCAUGAUGUCCAUCAUUGAUGACUUGGGGCGUGUUGCAUUGCAAGGGUUACUAGACUCUAGCGGGGAAAGACUCAUGUUCAAUGAAACUGAAUUUCAGAAUUGUCAGUCUUCCUUAGCUGAGGGUUGUCAUGUUGGUUUCGUUCAACGUGAAAUGUUCACGAGUGGUCUGGAUGUAAAAGUGCUGGUCACUUUCCCCCACAAGUCCAUCCAAGAAUACUUUGCAGCAUGUCACCUGGUGAAAUUGCUAGAAGAUGACAAAAACAAGUUCUGUGAUCAGUUGAAGCAGAUUGGAGAAAGCAAUGUUCUUGCGAUGGAAUACCUGCUGAGAUUUUGUUGCGGUAGAUCAGGAAAGGCUGCUGGUCUCAUUCUGGAUCACAUACAAGAGAUGGAAGGUGAUGAGGAGAAACAUCAGAGAUUGGCUCGGCUGCUUUUGUUCGAGUCUAGUUCAGAAGAGUUGGCUACCAAACUAGUCAGACCAACUGAGGUAGACUGCAAGAGUAAUGAAGACCUGAAAUCACUGAGCUACUACUUACAGCAUGUCACUCCACCACUUGAAGGUACAGUUUUUCACAUGUAUGUAAGAAAGCAGGAGCUUACCCUUCUCAGGGGAAUUCUUCUGAGUGACAGCAUGGAGUCAACUAGAUUGAUAGUGGUUAACUACUACUUGUCUGAGCAGAAGGGGGAGGAGCUUAGCCUCCUUGAGGAAACACUUGGUGGGGUGGAUGAACAGCGCUGUGCUCAAUUACACAUUAUGGUUCGCAUUGAGGCAAAGUCAUGGUUUGAUGUGGGGCGUGUAUCGCACAGCUUUUUCCGCAUGCAGGAACAAAAAGGCGAGCUUGGUUUGGUUAUGCACCAACGAUCACCGGAUGAGGUUGUCAAUCUAUUGAAGGCACUGGAAGGAUGCAGGUUGAGUGAUCUCUUACUGCAUGACACCAACCUGCAUGCACGGGUGGGAGAUGUUAGCCACAUCCCCUCAUCCCUUACAAUCUUGCAGCUCUUUGCAUGCAGGUUGGUAGAUGAUGAUGUGAAGGACCUGAUCAGCAUCCUUCCUGCUGGGCAUGGUUUAGAAUCGCUUACCCUGGAUGGCAAUGCAUUCAGUUUGGAUGCAGUGAGGGCUCUCACCCAUCAUCUCCAAGGUCUCUCUAAGUUACGUUACUUGCAUCUUUGUAACAUCGGCCUCGAUCCUGAGCUCAUCAGACAAGUUGUCAGUGAAAACCUCCCUCACCUGAAGGACACAUGAACAAAAGAGGGAGAAUUUUGAGCCUAAAUAUUCUCCCACCAAGUCAUAACUCUCACCCUGUUCCCUAUGAAUGCACCACGCUCAUGAGCCGCAUUAAAUUGCAACAAGAAGCAUGUAUCAUGGGUCAUUUUAUGUGAAGUCAAUGCUCUGCGGCAUUCAAACAAACUAAUGUGACCACAGAAAAUUACAAAAAACAACAAUCAAUAACAACAAAAACUUUACUUUCAGAGGACAAUAAGGGGCUCGAUAAUGAAUAAAAAGUCAACAAAACAGUUUCAAUACAAAUAGAUGUAUUCGGAAUCCUCUUACAUUAUGAAUACAAAUAUACCCAGCAUAGUUCUAGUACUGAACCCCCACCCCCCCCCCCAAAAAAAUUUAAUCCAUCAAUUUAAUCAAUCAAUCAAUGUGAAAAGUCAAUCAACAAUUCCUGUACAAAAUGAUUCAUUGAAAUCUUAAAACAUAAUAGCACUGCACUAAGCAUUCUGGGUGUCACUUGAAAGUGAUAUUAAAUUGACCUUGUAUCUUGGGUGACCUCUGAGUACUAUUAUAAAUCUACAAUCUAAUCGUCAAUUAAACAGGAGAAUCCACCUCUCCUUUCCAUUUCUUUUGAGAAAAUAUCUCGUAUCGCAUCAUCUUAGGAAAAAGUUGUGUGAGAUGUCUUCAACUUUUGUGACAAAGGCCUCCUCCUACCCUGUUAUCCGAUCAAUGUAGUAAUAUGGCAUUCAAACAAACUAAUGUGACCACACGCAAAUGGCUGCACGACACCCUUCCAUAGACCAGUGCUGUGCAAAACUUAGUAUACAGAAUAAUACCCCAAACCUCGGGUACUUUUGAAUUGUUUUGCGUUUACCUUAUGUACAAAUUCGGAAAAUUCUUGCAACGUCACGCCUUUUAAACAGACGUUUCUUUUGAAUGUUUGUGCUUCAUUCUUUAUCAAAUAGUUUCUGUAAAUAAACGUAAAUUAUGCAUAAAAUGGCAAAAAUUAAGAUUCCAGUUUGCUAACUUUUGUAUAGAUCUUUAACCUUGACUGUUUAUGUAAUAUACCUUUAAAGUGGUGCAGUUGUGUAAGGACAGUAUGACGUGGAUUUUGUUUACUAUUCAACUAUAGGCCUAUGUCCAUAUUGAGAGUUACUAAACCAGUGUUCAUACU
Messenger RNA from Patiria miniata (bat star), 3688 nucleotides. RefSeq lists its product as uncharacterized. The transcript is spliced from 4 exons. NCBI's taxonomy places the organism in Eukaryota, Metazoa, Echinodermata, Asteroidea, Valvatida, Asterinidae. Gene Ontology annotation, molecular function: protein binding. Bases 1 to 2538 code for a protein of 845 amino acids. Gene Ontology annotation, biological process: signal transduction. The record is from RefSeq and is a predicted model, not a curated record.